This is a messenger RNA of Metopolophium dirhodum (rose-grain aphid), 626 nucleotides long. RefSeq names its product calphotin-like. The coding region runs from base 148 to 429 and encodes 93 amino acids. The record is from RefSeq and is a predicted model, not a curated record. Lineage: Eukaryota; Metazoa; Arthropoda; Insecta; Hemiptera; Aphididae. The transcript is spliced from 2 exons.
AAAGCCCGCGACAGACGUGCAGCAGACACAUUACGGUUUCAUCUCGUGUCCAGCGACUACAACAUUUGAAAAAUCCAACGACCCGACAAGUCGAAAACUCCAACGACCCGACACAAGUCUCCGCAGCAGACCUUUCCAGCCAUCAAGAUGAAGUUAACGAUCGCAUUUGUCCUGUGUUUGGUUGCCGUUGCCGCCGCAGCACCGUUCGUGCCCGUCGUCCCGGUCAUACCAGCAGUGGUACACCAUCCGGCUUCAGUGGUGCACUCGUCCACAGUAGUCCAAUCGCACCCAUCGCCCGUGGUCACCCGCGUGGUAGCUGUACCAGCAGUCCAUCCGGUUGCCGUACAUCCGGUUGCCGUACAUCCGGUGGCCGUCCACCCGGUAGCAGUGCACCCGGUAUUGCCCGUCCACACUGUCGUGCAUUACUGAUGUUCCACUUCCGUCCACGUAAUUUAUCAUCGUGCACACUCACGAGUGUAGCGCACAAGUUUUCUUCGUCUAUACUGUCGUCACAUACUAUUGUGAAAUUGUUUCAAAUAACUAACCGGAAAAUGUUAUUUCGGUGAAUUUGGUCAUAAAAACAAUAAUUGUAUUGAUAUAAUUAUAAUGAUUGUCAUAUAACUGUA